This is a messenger RNA of Aspergillus clavatus NRRL 1, 1161 nucleotides long. RefSeq lists its product as uncharacterized. The transcript has a single exon. The record is from RefSeq and is a predicted model, not a curated record. NCBI's taxonomy places the organism in Eukaryota, Fungi, Ascomycota, Eurotiomycetes, Eurotiales, Aspergillaceae. The coding region runs from base 1 to 1161 and encodes 386 amino acids.
AUGUCUCUCUCAACGAACACCACGUCUCCCCCUCAAUACUCAUCUUCACCCCAGCAGUCCUCUCGCGGUCUCCCUCGUCCAGCCGCGCCAUCAAGGCAGAGCUUCGACCGACCCCCAACCGCACAACGCAUGAGCCAUACCUCAGAGCAACAUGGAGCGUAUGAAGCAGCGGCUGACGCUGACACCAACACUCUUCCCCACGACGAUGGAGGUCGUCACGAACCCAGCCCCGCUACCCAGUCCUCCUUUCAACCCUUCUUUACACUGAUCGAGGAUGCCAAUACCUCCGAGUACUAUCAUCCAACCGUCCACUACAUCUUCUCCGACGAUGAUGCAGACAUCGUGACGGAAGCAGCCCUGCGAGCCCUCGAGGCCGAACAAGACACCGCUCCUGAUCCCGGAAAGGGCAAGACCAAGUCCUCGCGCGAUCAGCCUCCGACAAGCCAAGCAGACCCGGAAGACGCGAAUGCAUACCCAGAGCACAGCGACAGCGAACCCCUCACACCAAGAAAGGAAUCGCUUCUCCCUCCUCCAAUCCCCGGAAUCCGUGACAACUACAUCAUCCUAGACAUGGAGCCUGCUCUCGACGGCGCAAACCAUUCCGCCCUGGACGCUGCUCGCGGUGCCGCCGGCCUGAGAUCCAUCUCCUUCUCGCCAGCCGCACAAGGAAUGCCCCUACCUCACCAGCAACAGCACCAGCAGCAGCAGCAGGGGUCCCCCGCGCCCCCGCCUCAGUUCACAAUUACCUCUGCCGACAGCUUAACCCCGGCAUGGCAAGUCCUCAACACCCAGUUGAUGCCGGCGCCGACAUUCGAGAACCACGCCUCCGGCGAGCAACCUUCUUCCAACGGCGGCCUCAUGCUCAAGAUCCACGGUACGGCCGGCCUGCCCGUGACCAUGUUCGGGAAGGACAGGGACAAGGAGAGAGGCAGCCAGCGCCUGGAAGAGAUGAUGGAGCAGUUCGAGAAACGCCUGGGCGAGCUCAGGCAGGUCAUCCAAGCUGGUGAUCACGCCCCACCAGCUCAAGACGGUUUAUUCGAGGAUCACGGUGGAUUGGACGAUCCGGAGGCUAACGUUGGUUCUGGUUUGAACGUUGAUCAAUCGAAUGAAGCUCGUAGCGCGGCUAGUAAGAAUGAAGCAGGCACUGAGAUUAAUCUAUGA